CUCUUGACCAUAGAAAGCAAGGCUACACAGCGCUCUGAAGACACCUUGAGUCGCCCAGCAUGCUUUUGCAAACUUCACAAGAAUGCGGAGGAUGCUCAGUAGGUGAAGCAGGCCGUUCGCGUGGCUCCAUACGGACCUCGCAUGACGUCGAGUGGUCCAUAUAAAGGGAGAGCAUAUCCAGCUUCCCAACUUGUCCAACCGCACAACCCUCUAUCAGACCAUUCCCACGACAUUAGCUUUCGCCAGCAGUCGACAGGCCCUUGCUCAAGGCACGUGAUAUCUCGACAAAUCAAAGCCCAUCACCAUGAAGUUCACCACAGCAUCCGCAUCUACCAUGUGCGCCUUGGCUCUGAUUGGCAGCGCAGCAGCUGCGCCGGCACCUGCUGCCACUCCAGCUCCCGCCAAGCUUCUCUUCAAAAGGCAAGACGGCGGCAUGACCGGAUUCGUCAACAGUGACAUUUUCCAGAACGGCAUUUCUAUUCCAGAUGCAGGUUCCAUCGCAUCGGCAGCGCAGGCGUCCGCAUCCUCCAUCGCAGCGGGAGCUCAAGCGUCGGCAUCCAGUCAAGAGGCGGCGCUCACGACGCGAUCCACCACAGCGCCCAUCGCAUCUGGUACGAACAUUUCAAAGCCAAACAAUGCUACUUGCAGCACCGUCAACAACGACACGGUGUGCUGCCCCUCUGGCUACAGCAUCGUGAAUCAAAAGUGCUACCAGAGCGUGGAUGGUAAUGAUGCCAUCAUCAACAACUCUGGCGGCAGCAGUAGCACAAGCGACAGCAAUGGCAACGUGAGCAGCAGUGGAGCCUCCAGUGGUGGCAGCAGCAGCAGCAGCAGCAGCAGCAGCAGCUCUUCUUCCUCUGACAAGAAGGGCAACAGCGCAGCCUCUGUCAAGAGCACACCAGCAGUGGCCCUUGCAAUCUCGUUGCUCGGCACUGCAUACUUCUUCCUUUGAGCAACAGCUCCUUAGCCCAAACCUCUGCAACGGUGCCACUCCACGCGUGCUCGCUCGACCAUUGAUUUGACCUAGCACAGCUAAGCCUCGCUGAUCCCUAAUACAAAUACUUGGAUUUGCACCCCUCCUUUUAUUGGAGUGACCUAUUUCUUAGAGCUCAUUUGAGCCGGCAAAGAGCGCUGAAAAGCUCCACGAUGAAGCACUCAAACUAUCGUACUAGUGCUUGACGGCCUCUCCUCUUGACUUUUUCUUGUUGGCGCUCGCUUUAGUCUCGCGCGAGGAGAUGACUUUGCGUCUGUAAUGUGGGAUGAGCUUGGUGAUGCUCAAAUGGAAACGAGGUUUGCCUGCCGGCUUGCCAUCGGGAGCUUGGUCACGCGACCAGAAGCCGAGGCCAAAAAGCACAAAGA
Messenger RNA from Ceraceosorus guamensis, 1359 nucleotides. RefSeq lists its product as hypothetical. The transcript has 3 exons. Lineage: Eukaryota; Fungi; Basidiomycota; Exobasidiomycetes; Ceraceosorales; Ceraceosoraceae. The record is from RefSeq and is a predicted model, not a curated record. The coding region runs from base 305 to 952 and encodes 215 amino acids.